Molecule: messenger RNA, 2642 nt
Organism: Dinoponera quadriceps
Lineage: Eukaryota; Metazoa; Arthropoda; Insecta; Hymenoptera; Formicidae
Product: protein FAM192A
Exons: 5
Coding region: 1529-2299 (256 amino acids)
Cellular component (GO): nucleus
Source: RefSeq, a predicted model, not a curated record
GGGACUCGCAAUGGCGACUACCGAACUGUGCGCUCCACCGUCGUUCGCAUGCCCUCCCUGCCUCCCGAGUGCCUCCUAGUAGCGACCCAUGCAUCGUCCCUAACCCCCACGCCGCCUCGCCGUGGCGCCACUAGCGACGCCUGUGGCCAGGCGGAAACUGUCGAACACGGCCGAACUGCCCUUCCAUUCGCCUUCCUCUCUCGCCGUCCUUGCUGUCCGCUCACGGCCUCCCCUUGCCGUUCCCCACUCCUCCCCCCGCCACCCCGUGAUCCGCCGCGUUGGAGCGUACUCGUUCAUGUUUCCAUCAGUUCGCACUUCGGUACGCUCGACAUUAUUCGAGGAGAAAGAAACGCGCGUUCGCGGAUUUUAGGAGGUCGGGCCUCUCUCGCCGCGCAGGACGUGGAACCGUGAUCCGGGUGGAUCGCAUCCGGGGCGGAUCUCGAGAGAUCGCAGACGGUGUCCCGACGCUUCCUACUGAAUAUGAAUCGAAUGUCUGAUCCCUGAAUUUAGUAAGCGUCGAAGCAUCGAGAAUUAUCGUGAGAGGCUCCGCUCGGGUUUAUUUCGUUUCUCCGGCGAUAUAAUUCGAUAUCGAGUCGGCUUUCCUACGACGGAGGAGACGAGGUUUCGGAUCUAUUUGACCCGCUGCCUCCUCACCGUCUCGUUGAGGAAUAAAGCUACGUCUGAUCUGUCGUGCCGUGUUCGACGAUCAGACAAUAAUCGUAAGACUAUCGCGAUCCCGACUCGUCACUGAAAAUGCGAAGAUUUCGAAACCGAUCAAAAUGACGGGUCGCUCGAAAUUUGUAGAGAGAUAAGAGAAGAAUCGAGGCGAUCUACGUAUGAUUUCUACGUUUAUGGCGAGAAAUCACGGCCGAUUCAGCAAUAUCCCAUCUAUGUACCCGUUUCUGCGUCAAUGAUCGAAACAGCAUUUCUGAAACGCGACGCACGCACGUUCGAUCGCGGAUCUUCUUCCUUAACUCUCCGUGCUCGUGGAGAGUGAAAGUUUCCUAUUAACUUGAAGACAUCAAAAAGUUCUCCCUUUUCACGAGUUCGCAAUAAAGAGGGAGAUUGACGACCAUCCACCGGUAUGAUCGCGGCUGAGUGACCGCAGCGAAUACGUCUGCCGCACCGGAGUAGAGAGUUUAUUUUGCUCGAUACUUGGAUACACCAGUGCUACCAACCUGACGAAAUUCAUGAUUGACACAUUUCAAAUAUGCCUGCAAUGGUCCUCGAAUAUUUAUUGUCUUGUGUUUCCGGAAACAAUCUAUUCGAUAAUAUAUAUUUAGCGAAUAAGCGCAUCUUUCUGUCGACAAAAAUAUGAGAGGGUAGUCUGUACGUACAAUGUAGAGCAGCACUCAACACAUUGUUCUCAUCAAUAUCGCGUGCAUCAUCGAACAAACGUGAUGUACUUGAAAAUCUCCCAGUGAGAUAUCUGUGCACGUAUCUUCGCGCUUCCUUCUACGAGGUGUUUGAGAGAAAUAUUUUUCCACGGUGAAGACAGCGCGUUUCGCUCAACGAGAAGAAGUGAAAAAUGAGCUCGGGCUUCAUAUCGGAGGCUGAAAUCGCCGAACAACGCCGAAUGCGGCAGGAGGAAUGGGAGCGUGUACGGACACCAGACCAACCAUUAGAAGCUCCGGAGGAACCUUAUGAUCCUAGAUCACUAUAUGAGAGGUUACAGGAACAGAAAAACAAAAGAGAUAUGGAGUAUGAAGAAGCUCAUAAAUUAAAAAAUAUGAUUAAAGGUUUAGAUGAUGACGAAGUAGAAUUUUUAGACCUGGUUGAUAGGACUAAAUUGGAAGAAGAACGUAAAAAGAAUCUGGAGGAGGAGAAGGAAAUGCGUGAUUUUAAAGCUGCGGUUGCUUCGCUUCAGGAAAAGAAAUUAAACGAAAAAUUGAAACAAGAGUUGAAGAAUCCAGCCGUCAAUAAGAAUGCUUUCUGCGGAAGUCGUCCCUCACAAUUGAAGCUACUGGCAGGUGUUGUAGUGAAACGGUCUGACAAGCAGAAACAAGAAGAAACGCCUAAAGGAAUUAAAAGGAAAUUGUCAACGUCUGACAGUGACACCGACACCGCAAAGAAGGAAGAACUGCAUACAUCUUGUGAGCCGACCAAAGUUACGUCGAGACAAGUGUCUAAAAAUGGUGGACUUAAAUGUAUUGGCAUAUUACCUGGUCUUGGGACAUAUGAAGAUUCUAGUGACAGUGAUUGCAGUUCUGACACUGAUCAGGAGACAGAACCGUGUCCCCAUAAAUACGAUAUCUUAGGUCGAAAAAUCAAAACAUCGAAAGAUAAGGAAAAAAGCUGAACAAUAUACACAACGGUAAUUUACUUCUUCCAUAUUCAUGAACAUUAUUCUAUUCUUAUGCGCAUGUGAAUGUGAUAAUGUUCCUAAAUAUGGAAAUAGAAAAUUAUCACGAUGUUGCAAUUAAUUACGUUUAAAAUACAUGAAUAUAUGUAUUUCUAUCAGAUUUAGCUAAUAUAAUAUGCAUAAUAUUAAUCUGCAUUUUCUGUAAUAUGUAAAUUUUGCAAGUUUCCGUUGAACACCGUUUCAUUUUAACCAGUUAAGUGUGUUUGACGACUAUAUCCGUCAUGGAGAUGUGGCAGAAUCUUGUGUCAUGACGAUUAUAUCCGUCAUGCGUAAAAUUUUG